Messenger RNA from Tachyglossus aculeatus (Australian echidna), 3768 nucleotides. It is a transcript of the gene GIT2, whose product is annotated as GIT ArfGAP 2. The coding region runs from base 75 to 2357 and encodes 760 amino acids. NCBI's taxonomy places the organism in Eukaryota, Metazoa, Chordata, Mammalia, Monotremata, Tachyglossidae. Gene Ontology annotation, biological process: brain development; regulation of ARF protein signal transduction. The record is from RefSeq and is a predicted model, not a curated record. The transcript is spliced from 21 exons. Gene Ontology annotation, molecular function: protein binding; GTPase activator activity.
AGCAUCCCGCCGAUCCCGGAUUCCUCAUCCCAUUCCCAUCCCGAUCCCAUUCCCGGGGAUCGGACGCGGGAACCAUGUCGAAGCGGCUGCGGAGCAGCCAGGUGUGCGCCGACUGCAGCGGCCAGGAUCCCACGUGGGCGUCUGUAAACAGGGGGAUCCUAAUCUGCGACGAAUGCUGCAGUGUCCAUCGGAGCCUGGGCCGACACAUCUCCCAAGUGCGGCAUCUUAAACACACACCGUGGCCAGCGACGCUGCUUCAGAUGGUUGAAACGCUGUAUAAUAAUGGUGCUAAUUCUAUAUGGGAACAUUCUUUGCUCGACCCAGCCUCUGUUAUGAGCGGAAGGCGGAAAGCCAGUCCACAGGAUAAAGUACAUCCCAAUAAGGCAGAGUUCAUCAGAGCUAAGUACCAGAUGUUAGCAUUUGUUCAUCACUUGCCAUGUCGGGACGACGACAGUGUUACUUCCAAAGACCUGAGUAAGCAACUCCAUUCGAGCGUGAGGACAGGCAAUCUGGAGACGUGUCUGCGAUUGCUGUCUUUAGGAGCUCAAGCGAACUUUUGUCACCCUGAGAAAGGAAACACCCCACUUCACGUGGCUUCUAAAGCGGGGCAGAUUUUGCAGGUCGAGCUGUUGGCGAUCUACGGCGGCGACCCGGGCACCCAGGACUCCAGCGGGAAGACACCCGUCGAUUACGCGAGACAAGGAGGCCAUAAUGAACUGGCAGAACGCCUUAUAGAAAUACAGUAUGAACUCACUGACAGGCUGGCCUUCUAUCUUUGUGGGAGGAAACCAGAUCACAAGAACGGACAGCACUUUAUCAUUCCUCAGAUGGCAGAUAGACGGCUCCUGGAUUUGUCAGAACUGGCUAAAGCUGCUAAGAAGAAACUUCAGUCACUAAGUAACCACCUGUUUGAAGAACUCGCCAUGGACGUAUAUGAUGAAGUCGACAGGCGGGAAACGGAUGCAGUUUGGCUCGCUACCCAGAACCACAGUACCUUGGUAACCGAGACAACGGUGGUUCCCUUCCUUCCGGUAAACCCGGACUACUCCUCCACAAGAAAUCAGGGAAGACAGAAACUAGCCCGGUUCAACGCUCACGAAUUCGCGACCCUGGUUACCGACAUUCUGAGUGAUGCCAAGAGGAGACAACGAGGAAAUACCAGCUUAGGCUCUAAAGACAACGUGGAGCUCAUCCUGAAAGCAAUCAAGAGCCAACACAGUAGCGAGAGCCAAGACAACGACCAACCCGAUUACGACAGCGUUGCGUCCGACGAGGAUACGGAUUUAGAAACGACAGCGAGCAAAGCCAACAGACAAAAGAGCCUUGAUUCAGACUUGUCAGAUGGAUCGGUCACUGUGCAAGAAUUUAUGGAGGUGAAAAACGCCCUAGUGGCUUCCGAAGCAAAGAUUCAACAACUAAUGAAGGUGAAUAACAACUUGAAUGAUGAGCUGAGAAUUAUGCAGACAAAGCUUCAAACACUACAGAGCGAAAACACCACCCUCAGGAGACAGGCCACAACCAAUCUAUAUCAGGGGCAAACAGUUUCCGAAUACCCAGACACUUCCAACCAUUCUUCCCUAAAACGGCGCCCGUCAGCUCGGAGCAGCCGGCCCAUGUCCAUGUACGAGACGGGCUCGGCUCCCAGUCCUUACCUCCCCAUGGGCGAAGCCACCUACCCAGAAGAGAGCGUUACCAGACUGCAGCCCUUCCCGCCUCACAUCGGGAGGAGUGCGCUCGGGACCUCCUCUUCAUCCCUGCCUUCCUUCCCCUCCACGCUUUCCUGGUCCAGGGAUGAAAGCACCCGAAGGGCCUCCAAAUUAGAAAAGCAGAGCAGCGUGCCCGAAAACGAUUACGAUAACACGGCCAACAAUUCAGACAUGGAUGACACAGGGUCAAGCAGGAAGGGGAGACAGAGAAGUGUGAUUUGGCAGGCAGAAGGAGCUAUUCCAGAGGGAGGAGACGCACAUGUCGUCCCAAGCCCGCUCCUCCCCAGCACGGAGGAUGUCAUUCGGAAAACCGAGCAGAUCACCAAAAACAUCCAGGAGCUCUUAAGAGCCGCUCAAGAGAACAAGCAUGACAGUUACAGCCCGUGCUCCGAGAGGAUUCACGUGGCCGUGACGGAGAUGGCAGCCCUGUUUCCCAAAAAACCCAAGUCGGAAACGGUGAGGGCUUCCCUGCGGCUGCUGACGUCCAGCGCCUACCGGCUCCAGUCCGAGUGCAAGAAGACCCUCCCGGGGGAGUCCAGCCCCCCGACGGACAUCCAGUUCGCGACCCAGCAAGUGAUCCAGUGUGCCUACGACAUUGCCAAAGCUGCCAAGCAGCUGGUCACCAUCACCACCAAAGAAAACAACAACUGAGGCGCUCGGUCUAUUUUUUUUUCCUCCCCCGAAGUCUUUUUCAAGGCCCCACGGCCACGUGAGACGGGGGGUUUUUUACGACAAAGAAAAAAUUUAGGGGCUGACUAUAGACUUUUUUAAUAAAAGCUCAGUAUUAUUUUUGCAUGUUUUCUAACCGAUUUUCAACUAUUAAUUUAACCCACUUGCCUUAUUUUGUGCCGGUUCUGCCAACCCAGUUUACUGUGUUCUAAGCUGUUGGAAACAGCCCAUGGAGUCAACGUCUCUGUCCAAAAAAAAAGCGCCUCGUUAUUUGAAGUCGAUCGGCAGUUCACCAUUGUCAUCGCAAGUCACGUCCGUGGGGUGAAAGGAUACGUUUCCGGCAAGAUUCUCCCGAAGCUAUUCGAUACCCAGCGAUGUACUCUUAUCUUAUCGAGCGUUGUGCAAUAAACCGAGGUAAUUUUCUGAAAAUUUUACAAAUGCGGGGGUACCCAAGGGUGAGAAAGAGUAACAGCCUGUGUCGCUUCCUGAUCUGACUGGGAAGGACAGUGAAUUAAAAGCACUUCUCUUCGUCAUCACGACUUUAUGGUGACUUUCUUAUUAUUAGGGUACUCGUUAGCUGUUUAGUAUGUGCCAAGCAUUGCUCUAAGCGCUGGAGUGGAUGCAAGGUUAUCAGGUUGGACACAGUCCCUGUCCCACAUGGGGCUCACAGUCUAGGUGGAAGGGGAGAAGUUUCCCGUCAUUAUGUCUUCAUCUUUCAUCUCCCUUUCAAUGCCCAAGUUCCCAGAGGGUUUGUGCUUUGACACGUUCUCUUGGCUCUGGCUGGAUUUUUGUUUCCCCCCCCAUCCGGUUGAGAAUCUUACCUCGCUUCAGUCUAGAUCAGCAUCUCCAUUCGAAAUGGAUGGAGGGAGAAUUUGGGUUAGGUAAGCCGGAGCUGAGAUUUUUGUUGACCCCUGAACCGAGGCAGGACCAAGUAAUAUUGGAACCGCCGACGUGGAAUUUUGCAAUUCCGCCAGUUGCCGAGAUGCCUCCCCGCUUCCUCAAAACCAUUCCAUUUGCCGGCCUGGAUUUACUCCAUUUGAUUCCCUCAUCCUUCAGGGAACGUUUUUCCAUCGAUGACUUUGCUCAUUUUCACUUGGUGAGGAGCUUUCUGCCUACCCCUGAAAAAUAGUCACUUUUAAAAACUCCUCUUGGGAGGGUCUGUUUAACUGAUCACCAGCAGUCCCGAAACCGGAAACAAAAAGCCCCACUUGGGUCCUUUGAAUUAAAAAAAAAAAUAGCAAAAACAGAAACAUUUUCUACCAUUUGAGUGUUAAAAGGUGUUCCUCCAUCAUUUUGGUCUAUGUACAGUUGUUUUUGGAUUUUUAAAAUAGUAUUUGUUAAGCGCUUACUGUGUUCCAGGCACUGUACUAAGCACUGGGAUAGAUACGAGCUA